AUGUCAAUGACAGCUGGGAAUGUAGUAUUUGUGGGAAACAUCCCAUACGAUGCUACUGAAAAACAGAUGGCUGAUAUAUUUCAUCAGAUAGGUACGGUCCGGUCGUUUAAAUUGGUACUUGAUCCGGAGACGAAUCAGCCUAAAGGAUAUGGAUUCUGUGAGUUUCAUGACCCAGAAACAGCUGCUUCAGCUGUGAGGAACUUAAAUAAUUUCCCGUUUGGUGCGAGAAAACUCCGUGUAGAAUUUCCUUCCAACGAUCCUAGAGGUCGGUCAGACUCGUCGAAUGAUGGUAUUCGACAUGCCCCCUCAUCAUUAAUGCACAAUAACCCGACACCCACUCCACCUCCACCUUCUUCUGCUGUCUCGCUUUCCGCUUUGCAAAGUCAAAGUGCAUACCGACCCAUGAAUAUGCCAUCUGCUGCUGCUAUUGUAGCUCCUAAUGGUCUUCCAUCGUCAGCUUCUCUUCCGGCGAAUCCUGCCGCAGCUUCAGCACCAUCGAUUAUUCCGGGACCUGCUGUUGUCUCUGCUCCUGCAACUAUCUCCAAAACGUCUCCCAUAGCGAAAACGUUGUCAGCUUUCCCGGCCAAAGAGCUGCUUGACAUAGUCGAGCAACUAAAAACGGUGGUGCACGUCGCACCAGACGAGGCAAAAAAUCUUUUGAAAGCAACACCGGCUCUUUCAUAUGCAGUGUUUCAAAUACUCUUAUUACUGAACAUGGUUGAUGCACGAGUGCUUCAGCAAGUACUUCAAAAUGCAGCCCAAAAACAACAACGGAAACCGGCUCAAGCUCCGCCACCUACCUCUGAUCCCAGCUACAAUGCACUUGUUAGUCAAUUGAUGUCUUUGACUCCAGCUCAAAUUAAUAUGCUUCCUCCUGAACAACGCAACCAAAUACUAUUGUUGAAACAGCGGUUGCGUCCUCAGUAG
Messenger RNA from Schizosaccharomyces japonicus yFS275, 927 nucleotides. RefSeq names its product mRNA cleavage and polyadenylation specificity factor complex subunit Ctf1. Lineage: Eukaryota; Fungi; Ascomycota; Schizosaccharomycetes; Schizosaccharomycetales; Schizosaccharomycetaceae. The record is from RefSeq and is a predicted model, not a curated record. Gene Ontology annotation, biological process: co-transcriptional mRNA 3'-end processing, cleavage and polyadenylation pathway; mRNA 3'-end processing. Gene Ontology annotation, cellular component: nucleus; Mei2 nuclear dot complex. The transcript is spliced from 2 exons. The coding region runs from base 1 to 927 and encodes 308 amino acids. Gene Ontology annotation, molecular function: RNA binding; nucleic acid binding.